CUCUUUUUGGUCCUUUUCUGACAUUUGUAUGUCAUGUAGAAAAUGUUGGGGCUGAUUUUUCUUUCAAUUAUUUGAACUCCAUCACAUAAAGUUUGAUUUUUUUCCCCCUCGUGCUACGGGAUGAGGAUCACAUUGGCUGAGUCUAUAAAGUAGGAAAAAUGAGUUUUCUGGAGGGAAUGAACAUGCUUCUUACAUCUGAAGAACACUGCAUUGGUCGGUUGGUAGAUGAUACCCGUUUCCAGAUAUUGUCUCCAGCUGUUAGUGCUCAACAUUGCAAGAUUUACAGGAAAAAGGUUGUCAGCGAAGAUAUGGAGCAUUCUGCCAACAGUUGCACUGCAGUCUUUCUGAAAGAUUCAAGCACAAAUGGGACGUAUCUGAAUUGGGAAAAGUUGAACAAAAGUAGUCCUGAAGCCAGACUACGUCAUGGUGAUAUUAUCUCAAUUGCGUUUGCUCCACAUCAUGAACUUUCAUUUGCCUUUGUGUUCCGAGAAGUUCUCAUAUCUGUUUCUUCAGCUGAUGCUACUGUUCAAAAGAGAAAAGCAGAGGAAUAUGGUUCAGAAAGCAAAAGAUUCAAGGGAAUUGGAAUUGGCACUUCUGAAGGUCCCAUUUCUCUGGAUGACUUUCGUAGCCUGCAGCGGUCAAACACGGAACUGCGAAAGCAACUGGAAAGUCAUGUCGCAACUAUUGAUUCCUUGCGCACUGAAAACCGUGCUGCUGUGGACCGUCAUGAGAUGGAAAUGAAAGAAUUGAGGGAAUCGGUUUCUAAACCAUACCUUGAAGAACUCAAAGAAUUACAGCAGUCAUUGGAAGCCAAAGAAAAGGAGUUAGUUGAAUCAAAUAGAAUAUCUGCAGAGCAGAAUCAUGCUUUGGAAAACCUUAAUGAAAGACUUGGUGCAUCUGAGCAAUCCUGUGUUGAAGCCAAUGAAAUAAUAAGCAGCCAGAAAGCAUCAAUUUCAGAACUGAAAGCUUUGCUUGAUGAGGAGCGUGAACAGAGGAAAGAAGAACGUGAAAAGGCUGCUUUGGAUGUAAAAACCUCUAUACAGAGAGUGCAGGCUGAAGCCCAGGAGGAAAUAAAACGGCUCUCAGAAUCUGCUGUCAGACGAGAAAAAGAGCAGCAAGAAAUUAUUAAUAAGCUUCAGGAGUCAGAGAAGGAAAGUUGUUCACUGGUGGAAACUUUGAGAUCCAAGUUGGAAGACACCAGGCAGAAAUUGGUUAUUUCUGACAACAAAGUUCGUCAGCUUGAUGCUCAAAUUCGUGAGGAGCAAUUAUCUUCUGCCUGUAGGAAAAAAAGAAUAGAGGAACUUGAGCAUGAGAGGAAAAUGUUGAGCAAAGAGCUUGAAAGUGAAAAGCAGGCAGCUCGGGAAGAGGCGUGGGCCAAAGUUUCUGCUCUUGAACUAGAGAUCAGUGCUGCAAUGCGGGAUCUUGAUUUUGAGAGGCGCAGACUGAAAGGUGCUAGAGAAAGAAUAAUGCUACGAGAAACACAACUCCGGGCUUUCUAUUCUACUACCGAGGAGAUCUCAGUUUUGUUUGCGAAGCAGCAAGAGCAAUUAAAGGCAAUGCAGAGGACAUUAGAAGAUGAGGAAAAUUAUGAGAAUACCUCUGUCGAUAUUGACCUUAAUGCAUACAAUGGGAACAUGAAUGGAUCCCUAGUAAGAAAGAAAGAAGUAGGAGAUGGAAGUCACGAUGUGACUGGAGCUGGCUGCAGUGCUGCCAACACAAGACGCGUCAGGGAAUUAUUUGAGUUAUCAAGUGAUGAAGCAAGUGCCACAGAGAAGCAUGAUUGCAAUAACAGAAGCGAAGAAGGGGGACAAGACACGCAGGAGGUGGAAUUUGCUGGUGCUGAAAGUGAGGUGAAGGGUGGAUUUGGUUCUGAAGUCGAUGGUGUUGGGACAGCACCCAUUGAGGGAGAUGCUGUGGGAACUGAGCUAGUCCCUGAAAGUGAUACUGCUGGUGUAGCAGCCAAUAUGGAGGGUGACCUUGUUGGAACGGAACACGUGCAAGAGACUGAGAGCUUGGGAAUCAAUGGUGAAAGGAAUAUAGAUUUAAACAAGUUUUGUGCUUUAGCUGGGAACACAAUGCAGCUGGAUGAUGGAACUCCAGGGAAAGAAGCUCAGGUGCAGAAUCCUGCAAUUUGUGAUGAGAGUAUGCCUCCUUCCCCAGAAAAUAAUCUCGCCGAGGAUGAUAACGUGAUUGAAGAUACUGAAGCUGAAGGAACCAUCAGGACAGCUGAUCUUUUGGCUUCAGAGGUAGCUGGGAGCUGGGCGUGCAGCACGGCUCCUUCUGUCCAUGGUGAGAAUGAUACUCCUAAGAGUAAAGACAACGAUGCAUGCCCUGCAGCUUUACAAGAUUCAGGUGCUCCAGGGGGUGAGAGUCAAUGCGCUACAUCUACUUCCAAAGCUCCUUCUAGAUGGGAUAAUGAUCGUAAAGCACUGAGCGAGAUGAUUGGAAUUGUUGCUCCUGAUUUGAAGGAGCAAUUCAGUCAUGCAGUUGGUAGUGACUGUGAUGAAGGAGGCGCUUCUGAUUCUGCUACAGAAAGUUGCACUGACGAUGAGGAUAACAUAAUGAAUACUGAAGCAGCAUCUGACGCAGAGACAAUUGACGGUGAGAAAGUGAAUGAGGAUGCGAUGGAAGAAGAUGAUGAAGCCACCCAAGAAGAUUCUGUUGGAUAGCUGGCAUGCAUGUGUAUUGAACUGGGUAUUGUUUCUGGUUCUUCUAGUUAGGUUCGGGAUUUAGAAGCAUAAGAUUACCAUGGGUCGGAAGCCACACGCCAAGCUUCCCUAAACAGGAGGAAGGGGAGACUCGUGCUCUGAUAUCAGAUCUCAUACUUAUCAUUUCAGACGGCUUGGAUCAUGUACAGAAGGUAGCCAGGUAGUGUAUCUCUAAACUUUAUGUAGUCACUUCAAAAUGUCAGCGUGAAGUUUUUUAUUUGUAUAUAUUUAGAGAACUUUCUAGAACUAGAAAUCUUGGUUAGGCUAAGUCAAUGUGCAUUAGGUGUUGAUUGUUUGCUUGGCACCUCUCAAGUAAAUUCUCAAGAGUGUUGACCAGCUUAUUCUUUUUUUAAUAUUUUUUUAUUGUUAAGUUUUCCCCAAAGUACACAAGGACUUGGUGGUCAUGUAAUAGUUUUGGUCGUAAUUAAACUUCACCGCCAAGAAUUUUAGUUUUUUCCCAAGGAGUUAUAAAGAUUGAGUGCCUCAACUCCUGUGUAAGCUAAACAUGUGAAAUGAAAGGGCAUUACUUGAA
Messenger RNA from Nicotiana tabacum (common tobacco), 3240 nucleotides. The record is from RefSeq and is a predicted model, not a curated record. Lineage: Eukaryota; Viridiplantae; Streptophyta; Magnoliopsida; Solanales; Solanaceae.